GGUUGUUGUGGACUAACCGGCCAGUCUGGCCUCUCAAAAAAAGGGGAACCCUGUAUUAGACUAAUUAAGCUUAGCGCCGCAGAUCAAAUCGUUUAAGAUGAGAAGACUUCAGUUAAAAGAAGAAGAAGAAGAAGAAUAAAACGCUUCCGCUUGAUGGAGCCAGGCACGGACCGGACCGACAUCAGAAGGUUUCCCCAUCCAAAAUCCAAAUUCCUUUAUCCACCCUCGGCGUCGACAGUUUCUUUCACUUCACCGGGCGCAAAUGGCCGCCCUCCUCUCCCUCUCUACACGGCCCACUCCCACUCCCCGACUCCUCCGCCUGCCCGCUUCUCCCUUUAAGGGCAACGUGAGGAGUCUCAGACUUACCACCACUUCUCCAUUCCCAUCCCUAUCAGUACCCAGGUCUCGCCUCGUCGGAAGGCAAGCAGAGAAGGCAUCCUCCUCGAUGCCUGCAGUUGUAUGCCUAGCGGCUGCUCUUGCUCCAACCGAGCGUUUCCGGCUCAACAACCUGGCCCCCCAGCCCGGCUCGAGGAAGAGGAACAAGCGGAAGGGGCGGGGAAUCGCGGCCGGCCAGGGCAACAGCUGUGGGUUUGGUAUGAGGGGCCAGAAGUCGACGUCCGGGCCCGGCGUCCGUAAGGGCUUCGAGUGUGGACGGAUGCCCCUCUACCGUCGAAUCCCCAAUCUCCGUGGAAUUGCUGGACGCAUGCAUGCAGGGCUACCGAAGUUUGUUCCUGUCAACUUAAAAGACAUUGAGGCUGCUGGAUUCCAAGAAGGUGAUGAAAUAUCAUUGGAAUCUUUGAAACCAAAGGGUUUGAUUAACCCAUCUGGCAGAGACAGAAGACUACCACUAAAGCUGGCUAUGGAGCAGGAUUUUAAGUUGAGAAGGCUUCAGUAAAGGAUUGAACAAAGUUUUACGGUUACCUGUCUACUUGAUGUCAACAUCUAAUAGAUGGUACUAAAUUCCUUAAUAGGAAAGCUUUGGGUAUUGGUGGGUAUUGUGUUGGGAGACUGACAUUAUUCUUGCAGUCCAAAUUCCUACAGUCAACCCUCCAAACUUAUGUAGACUUUGGAAGAGUCUACAUGAAGAGAGAAGAUGACAGUUCGUUAUAGUGUUUAUGUUAUUCGAGGAUUAGGUCCCUGUUGCUAAUAACUAUAUCUAACAGUGGUCUGUCAAUUUAUUGAGGAAAAUCUGACUCGAGACAUGCAGAAAACCGCAAGCUUGAAACAACUGAAGAGUUGGCAAUUUUAUUUGCAAGAUGUAACCUUAUUAUCUGGUCUUUUAAAAGCAGCCAGUUAUGCUAUCUGUUAUUUGCUUCGCUUGAACUGAGGUUUCCUCCUACUAUUGCUAGAGCCAAACCAUUUUCAUGUGUUCAGGGUGCACUUCUAUAUCGGUAUGAAUAGUUUGACAUUUAAAAAUUCUGGCAUAAAUACAGCAUUUCAGUUAGAUUUUUAUGCUCAUCCAAACUUUUAACUGCUGCUACAUUUUGGGAGAUGGGGAUUUGUCUGUUAAGUUGAACACAAAGGCACGGGCAUUUUCAGCAGCAGCAAAAGAGAAGCUUGAGGCUGCUGGCUGCACUCUCACUAUAUUGUCUGGUCGGAAGAAGUGGGUAAUGCCAUCAGUUGCAAAGAAUCUUGCUCGAGCAGAGGAAUAUUUUGCCAAGAAAAGGGCAGCAGCAGCAACUGGUGGUGGUGGUGCUGAAUCAGUCAUCAUGUGAGUUACGUCGCCUGUUAUAUUCUCCCAAGUUCUUGUACCAAAAAAUGCCUUCUGAUUAGAAAUUCUUUUAAAAUGUUUUGUCAUUUCCUUUUUGUUUGUGCUAUCGUAUUUGGUUCAAAUUUAGUGAUACUUGAUCUGGUGAGGCUUACA
Messenger RNA from Elaeis guineensis (African oil palm), 1864 nucleotides. The record is from RefSeq and is a predicted model, not a curated record. Lineage: Eukaryota; Viridiplantae; Streptophyta; Magnoliopsida; Arecales; Arecaceae.